GUGGGCGCUCGCGGUGGAGCUCGCGGCGCGCGCGGCGAGGGAGGAGGAGGAUGAGGGAACGCGACGAGGGAACGCGAGCUCGAGCGGCGGCGGCGCGAGCGCGGAGGGGGAAGAGAGCGCGAGCGGGGGUGGGAUCGGGACGGCGGUGACGGUGGCGCGCGCGGUUGGAAAGUUUAAGCAGCGAGGAAUGCGUUCGCCGUCGUUGAGGGAGCGGGAGGAGAGGUUGGUGGACGGCGCGACGGACGCGUUCGGCGAGGCGAUUCCGAGCGAGGUGUACGCGUGGGGAUGGGAAGCGGACGUCACGCGCGAGAGCGCGGCGGCGAGCGCGGCCGGUGGUGGAUUCGCGACGAAAACGGCGCGUUGGCGGCGCGUGGACACGCCGCGCGUGCUCGAGGGAACGGAUACUUUGGACGUCGUGGAAAUAGCCAUCGGCGCGCGGCACGGUUUGGCGCGCACGCGCGCCGGCGCCGUGUAUUCCUGGGGUGAGGGCGCGGGCGGUAAGCUCGGACUUCCGUCCGCUCAAGACGCAGAGAUGCCCACGCGCGUUGAGCUCGACGGUCGCGCCGUGACGCUGGCGUGUGGAGUCGCGCACUCGCUCGCCGUGGUGCGAGACGCGGACGCGUCUUCAGACGGAGACGGCGGCGACGCGUGCGUUUGGGGCGAUCCGAACGCGGCACCGGGGCUGCUCGGGCGCCCGGAAGCGCGCGCCGUGACGUUUUUCCCGGGUAAAAUAUCUUUCGCGAUGGAUUCAAUUUCCGCGGGGGGUGGCGUGAAGGUGGUACAAGUGUCUUGCGGACCGUGUCACACGGCGUGCGUGACGGAGACGGGUGCGUGUUUCACGUGGGGAGAGGGUUCGUUCUACGCCCUCGGCCACGGUGAUCGAGAGUGCCAGCGCGCUCCCCGGGAAUUAGAGACAUUUCGCCGCGAUAACCGCGUCGUGCUUCGCGUAGCGUGCGGCGUCUGGCAUACGGCUGCAAUCGUCGCCGCCGUGGGAAACACGAUUCGCAAAGUGCCCGUCGUCGCGGACGACGACGAAUUCGACACCGUGGAUGGAGAGUUGUUCACCUGGGGCGACGGAGAAAGCGGUCAACUCGGUAUACGUGGCGUCGAAGAAGCAUCCGUGCCCACGGCGACUUCAGACCAGUUAGGAAAGCCAGGUAGCGAAGUCUGCAACGUGAGCUGCGGACAGCAUCACACCGUCGCGUUGACUUCAAAGGGUGACGUGUGGCUCGCCGGGUGCGUGGGCAAAGUAGAUAAUUCCCUCCGCGUCAAAGUGUUUACGCGAUUACCGAAUUUCGAAACAGGAUCUGUGAGUGCGGUAGAGAGCGGCGAUAAUCACGUCGUCGCCGCGACACGAGAUGGACGAGUCUUCUCGUGGGGCGUCGGUAAAAACGGAAGGCUCGGUCACGGCAAAAACGACCGUGACAAAGCCGCUCCAGAAGAGAUUGAGUCUUUGCGCGGGCGCACCGUUCUGAGAAUAGCGUGCGGCCCGACGUCGAGCGCUUGUGUACUCAAACCAGCUCGCAUGACGACCAAGCAAAAAGCGAGCAUGGUGCGUUUGUCCACGUUUUCCCUGAAGCAAGCGAUUUCGUCGUUCAGAGCAGACGACACUUCAACGCGAGCUCUCGAACGAAGAGAUGGCGACGGUAGCAACGUAGAUACCGGCUCAACGUCCUCGUAUAGCACGAAACGAGAUCAACGAAGUAGUGGUACCAGAUCGCGCAACGGUGGCCGCGGUAGUCAAGGCUUGCGAAACGAAAAGCAAGCGCAUCGAAUCAUGAGCGUGCUGAGCCCGACGUUUGAGAACAUAGCGAAAACGUCGAAUCGAAUCGCCGGCGGCGAAACCACGAAAGCCACACCUCAGUCAUCGCAUCGUAUGACACCCGCGUCGCCGAACGCAGUCUUGGCGCAAGCAGUGCAACCGAUGAAGUUGGAGUUCCGUAACUCGAUCCGAGUCGAGGAAGUUGUCCUUCCUGAGACGCCCGCGUCGCCUGCGAUUGAACCGGCGCCGUCCCCGCCGCAGAUCGAGAGGGAGCCGCCGCCGACUGAACCGCCGCCAGCACCAUCACCAGUAACGUCUAGCGACCAUAUGCGCGACGUUGACGUCGAUAAAUACUUCAUGGACCGCGCGCGCCGCACCGCAAAUGAGGCAGAAGCGCAGCUCAUACGCCUCGCGGAAGAAGAGGCCGUGUUGGAGCGCGCGAUGCAAGCUGCCAUCGCCACCAAGUCAAAGGUGGUCAGAAACGCUCCUCCGCAGUCGCCUUCGAAGGCGACGCGAACGGUGAUCGCUAAUGUUGGUCGGAGUGCCAUGCGACGUGCGGAUUGCGCGAGCAUUCCAAUCGGUGAAGCGCGCGAAUGGAUCGACGAGGUUGAAAACGGCGUAUUCAUGACGCUGCGAACGCACGGCGAUCGCACGAUUCUCAAACGUGUGCGCUUCAGCAAGCGCAUAUUUAGCAACGAAUUAGCCAAACAGUGGUGGGAGGAAAACAAAGAGCGCGUUAUACGCGAAAACGAUCUCACCAUUCUCGCGCCUGCUUAAAACAU
Molecule: messenger RNA, 2544 nt
Organism: Ostreococcus lucimarinus CCE9901
Lineage: Eukaryota; Viridiplantae; Chlorophyta; Mamiellophyceae; Mamiellales; Bathycoccaceae
Exons: 1
Coding region: 188-2539 (783 amino acids)
Source: RefSeq, a predicted model, not a curated record